Messenger RNA from Camelus dromedarius (Arabian camel), 3202 nucleotides. RefSeq names its product RAD51 associated protein 1 (gene RAD51AP1). Gene Ontology annotation, biological process: double-strand break repair via homologous recombination; interstrand cross-link repair. The transcript is spliced from 9 exons. Bases 140 to 1159 code for a protein of 339 amino acids. Lineage: Eukaryota; Metazoa; Chordata; Mammalia; Artiodactyla; Camelidae. The record is from RefSeq and is a predicted model, not a curated record. Gene Ontology annotation, molecular function: single-stranded DNA binding; double-stranded DNA binding.
CCGCCGGGAUGGCGGGUGAGGAUUGGAGGGCUGGCGGCGCGGGCGGAGAGCUACGGGCCUGGCUUUGGGCGGGAAUUCAAACCGCCGCUGUCGCGGACGAGAGCCUGGGAGCUGCAGGUUUCCAGCCUCAGAGGGGACCAUGGUGCGGCCUGCGAGGCAUAAGAAGCCAGUCGAUUACUCACAGUUUGAGGGCUCUGACAGUGAUGAUGAUUUUGUUCCUGCAACUGCACCGUUAAAGAAGAAAUCCAGAAUGACACAAAAGGAGUUAAAAUUAGAAAAACCAGAACCUAAACUGAAGAAUCUCCAGAAAAAAGACAUCCCACUGCAGGAGAAAACCCCCCAAAAAAGGAUGGCUUUAGAUGACAAGCUGUACCAGAGGGACUUAGAGGUUGCCCUCGCUUUGUCCGUGAAGGAACUUCCGACAGGCACCACUGAUGUGGAGGAGUCUCGAGAUAAAAGCACUGACAGACGUGGCAACGACGAGGCAGAAACGGUGAAUAAGUCCCCUCAUCUCUCUAAUUGCAGUGUAGCUAGUGAUUAUCUAGAUCUGGAUAAGAUUACCGAGGAGGAGGAUGCUCGAGGUGUUCGAGGGAGAAGAAGGGCAGCAUCUCGAGCAGUGGUCCAGCAGAGGAGCGUUCUGUCAGAGGGCAGUGAUGGCGGGGGUGCCGAUGACUCCGAACCAGACUUUGCAACUGGUGAAGAGUCUGAGGAUGAUUCUGAUUUUAGUGAGAGUGGAGAUGAUGAGGCCUUCACAAUGAGAAAGAGUAAAGGUAAAAGAAUGAAAAGGAAAGAAGCGAAGGUGAAAUCUCCAGUUGAAAAGAAAGAGAAGAAAGCGAAAUCUGCAUGUGAUGCUACAGCGACCUCAGUAGACGCUGCCCCAGCUGCUGUCAAGUCAGAAUCUCGGCCCUCACCAAAAAAGGUUUCUCCUUCAGAGGCCACUAGGAAGCCGUUACAAACACGCAGUCCUUCAGCUGAAAGCAGGAGGCCCAAGUGGGUCCCACCAGGUGAUGUGUUUUUUCCAGCCGUAUCCGGAAGCAGCAGUGGUGGCCGCAGCCCACUGACAGGCGUGUCUGUGAAGUCCCCAAAUCAGAGUCUUCGCCUUGGCUUGUCCAGAUUAGCGCGAGUUAAACCUUUGCAUCCCACUGCUGCUAGUAGCUGAGCGAAGUAGCAAGGGAAUGGCUGAUUAAGAGUCUCAGUUUUAUAAGUGUGUUUAUAUUUGAGGAGGGUAUUGUAAUAUAAAGGAAUCCUUCAAUGUCAUAUAAAUUAUCUCUAUGCCUUUGUGAUUAUAUACUUCAGUAAGAUGUUUGUUUAUAAGAAUUUUUACCUUGUCAUGUCAUUUCGCUCUGGAGCGCACAUUCUCUUUCCCUUAUAUGUAUAUAGUAAGUCAUUGCCAUUGAGUGGCUGUCAGUUUGAGGUGGAGGAUGUCCACAUUACAUGCUGGUCUUUCCUAGUAACACAGUGCUUGUCUCUGGCUUUGUCUAGUUUAUGGCAGCUGAACUUUAACUGUUCAGAGUUCAUCUGGCAAAAGGAAAAUUCCCAUUUCUCCCAGGAGACAUUUCUGAAAUCUUAUGUUUCAUAAACUACAAUGUCAGUUUUAUUGCAAUGAUGUUUCAUAUUUUACCCAAAAGUUUCUAUAUCCUGCAUUAAAACAGUUGCUAUACUAUAGGGUAUGUCUCCUCCUUAGAAAUAGAUGGUUAUUGUGUAGCAAACAGAAUUUCGGGACAUUUUAUGAAGCCCUCAGUCCAAAUGUUUAAUAAAAGCAAGAAAGUUUUGAUACGCUCUUUUACUGGAUAGCAAUACAUCCAUCAGUCUCUAAUUGUCUACAUUUUGUAAUAAAAUGAAUGCUUUGCAAAAAAAAAAAAAUGUUAGCCCUUUUGUUGUCAAUAUAGAGAGGAAUCUACGGUUGCAGCAAAAGCAGUCCUAAGAGGGAAGUUCAUAGCAAUAUAGGCCUUCCUCAGAAAAGAAGAACAAUCUCAAAUAAACAACCUAACCUGCCACCUAAAAGAAUUAGGAAAAGCACAAACAAAACCCAAAGUCAGCAGAAGGAAAGAAAGAAUAAAGAUCAGAGAGGAAAUAAAUAGAGAUUAAAAAAAAACAGUAGAAAAAAAUCAGUCAAACCAAGAGCUGGUUUUGGGAAAGAAUAAACAAAAUGGACAAACCUCUGGCCUGGCUCACCCCGAAGAAAGGAGAGAGCAUGUAAGUAAACAGAACAAGCAGCGAAAGCGGAGCGCUCACAGCCCCCAGCACAGAAACACGAAGGGCCACGAGGGACCACUGUGAGCAGCUACAUGGCAAUAAGCCGGACGACGCAGAAGAAAUGGACACGUUUCUAGAAACGUACAGCCCACCAAAACUGAAUCCAGAAGAAAUAGAUCAUUUGAACAGCCAAUCACUAGAAGUGAAAUAGAAUCAGCAAUGAAAAACCUCCCUACAAACAGAAGUCCAGGACCAGACGGCUUCACCGGAGGUUCUACCAAACAUACAAAGAAGAGCUCAUACCAGUCCUUCUCCAGCUCUUCCAAAAGAUUGAAGAGGAGGGAAUACUCCCAGACUCUAUUCUAUGAAGCCAGCAUCAUGCUGAUACCAAAGCCAAAGACACUACCAAAAAGGAGAGCUGUAAGUCCAUAUUGUCAAUGAACAUAGAUGCAAAAGUCCUCAACAAAAUGGUAGCAAACAGAACCCAACAACGCAUAAAAAAGGACCAUACACCGUGAUCAAGUUGGGUUCAUCCCAGGGACACAAGGAUGGUUCAACAUACGCAAAUCAAAAUCAAUCAAUGUGACACAUACACCACAUCCACAAGAGAAAGGGCAAAAGUCACAUGAUCAUCUCAACAGAUGCAGACAAUAUACAGGGGACGUGCUGUUAAUCGCUGUGCUAAGCCAGUGCUUCAGAGGGUGGCUGUGAGGUGCUUGGUCAUCCCUGUUGAUGAGACAGCAUGAUGAAGUGACGCAGCUCUUCGGGAAGCUUAGAUCUGAAUUCACUGUGAAUAAAAGUGGUCAUAGAUAUUUUACAUUUGUGGCGAGAAUUUCAACCAGCUCCCCUCAUCACUUUUUAAUAAUUCUUUGAAUCAUGUUAACCAUUAAAAAGUGUGUACUACUUAGCUCAGUUCUUCUCGGGUUCAUGGGAUCAUCUGUGUUCAUGAGAAAACAGGUGAUUAGAAUCACGAUUAAAGCGAGCGAGCGCCUGCCUGUCGCUGUCA